AUGAAAUCUUCUCUUGCGCGCAAGCUCCUGUUCUUGAUUUUAACUAUAGCUUGUAAGAUCCAGACACAAGUGGAGUCCUUGGAGUUCGAUUUCCCUGAGUUUAAAGAAAGCAAUGAUUCGGACUUGAUCCGAGACAACUCAUACAUUGUCCUUGGAGCGAUUCAAGUGACUCCUGAUGUUCGAGGAGGCUCUCUCACGAACCACGCAGGUCGUGCGCUCUACAAGAAGCCUUUCAAGCUAUGGAACAAAGACAAGAAAGCUACUUUCAACACUACUUUCGUUAUCAACAUCUCGAACCAAACCGAUCCUGGAGGCGAAGGCUUAGCAUUUGUUCUCACACCAGAGAAGACCGCUCCUCAGAACAGCUCGGGUAUGUGGCUCGGUCUGGUCAACGAAAGGACAAACAAGACUCUCGAGUCGAGGAUUGUUGCGGUUGAGUUCGACACAAGAAAGAGCUAUCCUGGUGAUCUUGAUGGAAACCAUAGAAAUUUAGUGUUUUCUAGGGAGAUAGAUCUUUCGGCCUAUCUUCCGGAGACAGUUUACGUUGGAUUCACGGCCUCGACAAGCGAUUUCACGGAGCUGAAUUGCGUCAAAUCAUGGAGCUUUGAAGGUUUAGAGAUCGAUGGAGAUGGAAAAAUGUUAUGGCUCUGGAUCUUUAUCCCUAUUGUGUGUGUUGUUGUAGUAGGAGGUUUCUUUGGGGCAUUGUACUUGAGAUCUAAGUCAAAGGCCGGUGAAACAAACCCCGAUAUAGAAGCCGAGCUAGAUAAUUGCGCUGUAAAUCCGCAGAAGUUCAAGCUGAGAGAGCUGAAGAGAGCAACGGGAAACUUCAACCAGGAUAACAAACUCGGACAAGGCGGGUUUGGGAUGGUGUUUAAGGGGAAAUGGGAGGGUAGAGACAUAGCUGUGAAACGAGUCUCCGAGAAUCGCAUCAAGGGAAGCAAGAGUUCAUAUCCGAGAUCACGACGAUUGUAUAUGCCUAACGGAAGUCUAGACAGGUCCAUUUUCUUGGGGGCUAAGUCCAGAUCAAACCUAACGUGGGAGAUAAGGAAGAACAUUAUAAGAGGGCUAUCUCAAGCUUUGGAGUAUCUUCACAACGGAUGCGAGAAGAGGAUACUUCACAGAGAUAUCAAAGCGAGCAACGUAAUGUUGGACUCAGAUUUCAAUGCUAAGCUUGGCGAUUUCGGGCUUGCGAGGAUGAUUCAACAAAGCGAAAUGACGCACCAACAAAGGAGAUCGCUCGAACACCGGGAUAUAUGGCUCCAGAGACUUUCCUCAAUGAGAGAGCCACGGUUGAGACGGAUGUGUAUUCGUUCGGAGUUCUAA
Arabis nemorensis is the source of this 1323-nucleotide messenger RNA. NCBI's taxonomy places the organism in Eukaryota, Viridiplantae, Streptophyta, Magnoliopsida, Brassicales, Brassicaceae. The record is from the annotation of a GenBank genome assembly.